Molecule: messenger RNA, 1119 nt
Organism: Odocoileus virginianus texanus
Lineage: Eukaryota; Metazoa; Chordata; Mammalia; Artiodactyla; Cervidae
Source: RefSeq, a predicted model, not a curated record
AUGGAGUCAGACAAGAAAGGCAUCUGGCCAGCUGAAGAGGUUUUGGCUUACUACUGCCUCAAGCACAGUAGUAUAUUCAGGGACCUUGCUGUGUGUGAGCUAGGGGGUGGCAUGACAUGCUUGGCUGGGCUCAUGGUUGCUAUUUCUGCAGAUGUCAAAGAAGUUCUGUUAACUGAUGGGAAUGAAAAGGCCAUCAGAAAUGUGAGAGACAUCAUCGCAAGGAAUCAGAAGGCUGGUGUGUUUAAGACUGGGAACCUAUCAAGCUGCGUUUUACGAUGGGAUAAUGAGACAGAUGUCUCUCAACUGGAAGGACAUUUUGACAUUGUUAUGUGUGCUGACUGCCUAUUUCUGGACCAGUACAGAGCCAGCCUUGUUGAUGCAAUAAAGAGAUUACUCCAGCCCAGGGGGAAAGCAAUGGUAUUCGCCCCACGCCGAGGGAAUACUUUAAACCAGUUUUGCAUUCUAGCUGAAAAAGCUGGUUUCUCUAUCCAAAGACAUGAAAAUUAUGAUGAACACAUUUCAAACUUCCACUCCAAGUUGAAAAAGGAAAACCAGGAUGUAUAUGAAGAAAAUCUUCAUUUCCCACUUCUGCUUAUUUUAACCAAAGAUGGAUAGAAGCUUAAACAGCUCGAAAGAUGAAGACAACAUCAAGUGCACAGGCAAUACUUUCACAAAAGCAGAAAUCUGUAGUGGGUAUAAUAUGCAGCAAGCUGUUGGCUCCCUGAGAUUUUUAAACCCCCAGGACGUGGGCCCCUGCCACCUCUGAGACAUUCCAUGUGUGGGUUAUGGGGUCCACCUGUCCUCACCCACGUGACUCUCCAGCCAUCCUAGACUCCUCUUUUUUGCCUCCCCUGUUGCUCUUUCUGCACCAAACCUUUGUCUUUAAAUAUGUAUAAGCAGCCUAUGUGAGCUUUGAAUGGGACUUGUAAGCCACCCAAAUAUUUUUCCCUCUCAGAUUGAGAGAGAAUUUCUUUUGGUGAUUCAUAUCCCAUCCCACCCCACUCCCUUUAGAAAAUAUCCUGGUCUUUGUUGUAUUUUUAGUGAUGGUCGUUUUUCAUCUGUCAAACCAGCAAACAUGAUGAUUCUUUCCUAGUUAAAAAAAUAAAUAAAACAAAUCUU